UGCAGUGUGUUAUUGUUGUCUUCUUCGCCUCCUCUGUUAGGGUGAACUGACUCAGUGUAAUGAGUGUCUGUGUAAUGGACUGACCUGCACAUCAUGUACAUCUGUCAGUGUAAUGGUUUCCGCUGCUCUUAAGUGCAAAGACCAAACACAACUCCAUCAAGCUCCCUAAAGUGCUGGAUAAACUCCACCGAUGGACAGAUCCGGGAUUCGGGAACACUGAAGGAUGCUCGACCAGAUCUACAUGACAGAUGUCAGUUGACCUUUAACCGCCAACUGAUGUGUCCCCAUUCCUGACUGCUAGAAGAUGGAGAACCCUACAUUUCUGCUUUGUAUUUCGCACACUACACUGUAAACAAUGGAUGCUUCUGGAUUACCUCCAGCAGCAGCAGAGCUCAAUGAAACUGAACUUAAUGAGACACUGACUCAUGGCCACCCCAUACAUCUGCCUCCCAGCAUGCAGUUAGGGAGCAUGUCCAACCCGCAGUCACGUUUACGAGACAUGUCAGGCCUCGUCGUAAUGGUGACCCUUAAUGCGAUAGCACUAAUAGCCAACAGCGCAGUGCUAGCCAUAGUGGUGAAAGUGCCACAUCUCCGUAAGUUCAGUUUAGUCUGUCACCUUUGCAUUGUAGAUUUGCUAUGUGCCGCUCUGCUAAUGCCGCUUGGCAUUGUCUGUGGUUCGCCGUUCUUCGCCGGCGUCGUCUUUUCCGUACUCGAAUGCAGGUUGUACAUAUUCCUCAAUGCCUUUCUUGUAUCUGCCUCAAUCUUCACGGUCACUGUGAUAAGCAUCGAACGCUACUUCUACAUCGUGCAUCCUAUGAGGUACGAGGCUAAAAUGACCCCUUGGUUGUCAGCGGCUGUAAUGGGACUCGUUUGGGUGGCGUCCACUUUGCUAGGACUCGCGACAGUCUUCGGAUGGCCCAGUUAUGGAAGUAGAAGCUCAAUCGCAGCAACUCACUGCUCCCUCCAUUGGAGCCACAGCGGACAUAGGAGAGUGUUUGCGAUUUUAUUCUGCACAGUUUGUUUUUGUGUGCCGGCUGCUAUUAUUAUUGCCGUCUAUGGGAAUGUUUAUAAGGUCGCCCACACAGCUGCCCGGGAAAGAGGACCGAUCCCGAGUUGGACAAUAGCGACGGCUCAUCCGAAACGCAGGUCUGAUUCGGUCAACAGCCAAACUACAAUCAUCACCACCAGCACAAGCGUCCGCAGGAAUCAAGUCCCUCGUCGGAAAAGGAGAACACUUGUUGGUGGAAAGGCAGCACUUACUUUAGCCAUCAUCGUGGGUCAGUUCCUGCUCUGCUGGCUGCCUUAUUUCGCUUUCCACCUUCAUUUAUCCCUGGGUAUCUCCCAUAGUACUUCUGAAGAAGCCGAAGGUCCCGUCACCUGGCUGGCGUAUUCGACUUUCGCCGUCAAUCCCUUUUUUUACGGCCUGCUCAAUCGGCAGAUUAGGGAAGAGUUGUGUAAGAUAUUCCUGUGUUGCCGAUCGGCUGGCAGACCAGUGCGACCUUCACCCUCAGGCCACGAACGCUCAGGACAUGAAGACUUUUUCCAUUUUUUGCACAGGAGAGGUGACAGGGAUGGGGUUAGAUGCAAUUAUCACAUGGCUACAUCGAGGGAUACAACGGACCAGACAAGUUUUAGGAUACCAGGGCAAAUACCUGAAGAGAUCACCUAAAGCAGGGGUGUCCAGUCCUGCUUCUGGAAAGUUCUCUGAUUAAACACACUUGAACCAGCUAAUGAAGGCCUUCAGGGUUUCUUGGCUCAGUCCCUACUAUGGUCUUGUAAAAUAUUACUUUCCUUACCAUUAACCCAAUUUUCACUUAUUCCAAACCUGUUUGAGCUUAUUUCCUCUAUAAUUCAUUUACAAAGCAAGAUAUUCUGAAGAAUUUUGGGGGAAAAAAGCAGCUGUUGACUUUCA
This is a messenger RNA of Danio rerio (zebrafish), 1912 nucleotides long. The record is from RefSeq and is a predicted model, not a curated record. NCBI's taxonomy places the organism in Eukaryota, Metazoa, Chordata, Actinopteri, Cypriniformes, Danionidae.